Messenger RNA from Nicotiana attenuata, 1029 nucleotides. RefSeq names its product protein RER1A-like. The record is from RefSeq and is a predicted model, not a curated record. Bases 76 to 678 code for a protein of 200 amino acids. Gene Ontology annotation, cellular component: Golgi membrane. NCBI's taxonomy places the organism in Eukaryota, Viridiplantae, Streptophyta, Magnoliopsida, Solanales, Solanaceae. The transcript is spliced from 3 exons. Gene Ontology annotation, biological process: protein retention in ER lumen; retrograde vesicle-mediated transport, Golgi to endoplasmic reticulum.
GCCCGGGGUAUCCUCGCCAGUACUGGAAAUAAACCAAAAAAAAAAAAAAGGAAGGGUAUUACCAAACUCUAAAAAAUGAAUGUCGGUGGAGGAACCGGCGCCGGCGACGGUGUAUCCUCACCUUCGACCACCGUGUCGCAGUGGUUCUUCACCGUAUCUCAGCGGUACCAGCACCUUCUGGAUAAGUCAACGCCGCAUGUCCGCCACCGCUGGAUCGCCUUCUCGGUGAUAGCUUUGAUCUAUGCCGUACGCGUGUACUUCGUUCAAGGAUUCUACAUCAUCACGUACGGACUAGGAAUCUACAUCCUUCAGCUGCUGAUCGCCUUCCUUUCCCCUCAAGUGGAUCCGGAACUCGCCGAUGGUCCUGGUCCUUCCCUCCCAACCCGCGGUUCCGAUGAGUUUCGCCCUUUCGUUCGUCGCCUCCCUGAGUUCAAAUUCUGGUAUUCGCUAACCAAAGCCUUCUGUAUCGCUUUUGUGCUGACUUUCUUCAGUGCAUUUGAUGUACCUGUAUUUUGGCCAAUUUUGUUAUUCUAUUGGGUUGUACUAUUCAUUUCGACAAUGAAGAGGCAGAUAAUGCACAUGAUCAAAUAUAGAUAUGUCCCCUUCACAUUUGGCAAACAGCGUUACAGUGGGAAGAAAGAAACAGUCAUCGAUGAAGCAGAUGUUUCCAGACCUUGAGGGUUCAUAGUAGAUCAAGGCAUUUUAUGACAAGAUCAUGGAUCUGUUUUGGGUAAACAGAACUAUCCUUUCUCCAUAAAAAGGUUUCUAGAUUGGAACGAGCCACGCCACUGACAUAUAAUCAUCAAUCAACUGUUAGAUUUUAAAACUCUAGCUUUUCUCUUAGAAGCAAUAUGUACGUACUUAUUUUUGUCUUGAUGGGCAAGUAGCUCCUGAAUGUUUAUAUUCAUUUUUGAGCUGCUCCAACCUUGCGUGUACAACUGUUAUUCAAGUUCUGGUAGAUGCUGAGUCUGCAGUGUACUCGUUAUAAAUGUUUAGUGAAAUAUUGAGGAAUCUUAUUCUUCGCUUUCA